This is a messenger RNA of Cannabis sativa, 1026 nucleotides long. Its product is annotated as cyclin-dependent protein kinase inhibitor SMR6. NCBI's taxonomy places the organism in Eukaryota, Viridiplantae, Streptophyta, Magnoliopsida, Rosales, Cannabaceae. The coding region runs from base 439 to 807 and encodes 122 amino acids. The transcript has a single exon. Gene Ontology annotation, biological process: regulation of DNA endoreduplication. The record is from RefSeq and is a predicted model, not a curated record.
CUCUAGUCUUUAUCAUUUAUUUAUUUUUCCUAAAAAAAUUGAAAGAAGAAAAAAGAAAAGCAAGGAAAAUUACUUUCGCCCAUUAAAUUCAAAGCUUAAUUUCCCUUUUUCUUUUCCUUAAACCCUUCUAAUUUUCCCUCUCUUUUUUUCUAUUAUCAAAGCUAGCCUUAGCCGCCUCAGAGAAAAUAAGAAGCAAAGACCCUUUUUUCUCUUAAUAUUCUCUUCUUCUCAGCUAGUUUUUCUUAGUUUUGUUCUGAUUCCUCGAUCAAAAAAUCAGUUCCUUUUCUUUCUUCGUAACACUUCACUUUGCUACAAUCCGAUUCCUUAUCGUGUUUUCCUUUCUGGGUUUUGUUCUGAUUCUAAAAUCAAACCACACUUUUAUCCACAACUUUGCUCUGUUUUGAUUUUUUUUUGUUCUGCUUUUCUCUUUCGAAGAAUAUGGGGUUCUCUAAAAAAUCUCAAAUCGAUGGAGGCUUCGAAUCAGAAGGAAAAAAAUGGGUUAUAGCCGGAAUUUCAGUACGAAGCUCUUUGAAGCCAAUAAAGACUAAAACCCACAAAGCCAAAGAUUAUGAAAACGACAACAACAACAACAACAACAACAACAACAACGGUGAUGAUGAUUACGACAGCGAAUCGUGUUCAACGACUCCAAAAAGCAGAGAAUCGAGAAUACCAGAGGGAUUGAAGUGUCCACCAGCUCCUAGAAAGAGAAGACCUUCCAGAUGCAAUUUCAAUGGUGUGAGAGACUUCUUUACAGUACCUGACUUGGAAACUGUAUUCAUACGCCGUGUCGAGGAAGCUAAUUAACUUGAGAGAUUAGACUCACUUACUAAGAUAAGAAGAACUAGAGUUAGAGAUUUUUAGGGUUUUUUUUUGUUUUAAUGGUGUUUUUCUUUUCUUUCUUACUCACUACUUAUCUUUUUAUGUUAAUCUCUCUCUUUCUCUUUCCGGGGUUUGUUAGAGAAGAGCUUGUAAUGUACAAAGAUAUCAUAUUUAUGCAAUGAGCAUUCUGCUAAUUUGGGUCAA